UUUAUCAAAUAAGUCCUUUUUUUCAUACGGUUUAUUCAAGUCAAAACCUAUUUGAAAAGAAACCAUGCACACAAUCCUUCUUUUAAUGUGUUUCAAAGAAUCUAACCCAUAAAACGACACAUAUUCCUUGAUAUACGUGUUGUUGAUUGAUUUUCUUCCAUGCAAGAUUAAACAAGAUAUGAUCAGGGAGUUACUCUUUGGUUUCCUGUUGAUUCAUUCAUCUCUCGCCAAACAUUUACAUGUUCAUCCCGGCAAUAACAAACCCACACGUCGGACCCGGUUAGAAGCUAUCACUGGUCCUGGUCCUGGUCCUGGCAAGAAAUGGCUAACAUUGCAUGGUAGGGAGCCAUUGGUGAUAGCCCAAGGUGGGUUUCCUGGUUUAUUCCCGGACUCUUCUGGGGCGGGUUAUGCUGCGGCUAUAGCAAUGGGUGUUAUUGGAACCCUAAAGUAUUGUAACUUGCAACUAACCAAAGAUAAUUUAGGAGUUUGUCUUCCGAAUGUAAAGCUUGAUAACUGCACCAAUGCAGCUACCAGAUUCCCGAAGCACCAACGAAGGUAUAGCGUGAAUGGGCGUGAUAUUGAUGGUUGGUUCCCUCUGGAUUUCACUAUCGACGAGAUAAUGAAGGAGAUACGUUUGAUACAGAAUAUUUACUCAAGAGCAAGUGUUUUCGAUUUCGUAUACCCUUUGCUGCAACCCGAUAGCGUUUUCGGCAUGGAGCCGAAAGGCCACCUCUGGUUGAAUGUUCAGAACGAUGCUUUCUGGAGCUCACAUCAGUUAAACGUAAUACGAUACAUCGAUGAGUCCAAACAAUACUUUGUGGCGGAUUAUAUCUCGUCACCGGAGAUUGGUUUCUUGAAAGCCAUGGCAGCAAGCAAAACAUUCGAUCGGAUAAAAACAAAGCUUGUUUUCCGGUUCCUAACUGUCGUUGAGGUCGAGCCUACUUACAAAGAAACAUAUGGCGCACUCCUAAAGAAGCUAGCUAUGAUCAAGACAUUUGCAUCGGGGAUUUUUGUCCCAAAAAACUACGUAUGGCCCAUCGGUAAAGAUGGAUACCUACAACCCGCAACCACUCUCGUUGCCGAUGCUCAUCGAGAAGGCCUUGAAGUGUAUGUCGCAGGGUUUGCAUCUGAUACAUUUUCGAGUUAUAAUUACAGCUAUGAUCCUGAGGUUGAGUACUUGCAAUUCAUCGAUAAUUCACAGUUCUCCGUUGAUGGGGUUGUUACUGAAUUCCCAGGAUCUGCUUCGAACGCCAUCGCAUGCUUAGCUCAAAGUCCAAAACCAACCAAGAAGGUGGUGGAUGCUUUGAUCAUAUCUCACAAUGGAGCAAGUAUCGAUUACCCGGGGUGCACUGAUCUCGCGUAUAAGAAGGCUAUCAAUGAUGGCGCGGAUAUAAUCGAUUGCAAUGUCCAAAUGACAAAAGAUGGUGUUGCGUUUUGCCUUGAUUCGGCUGAUCUCUUGGGAAAAACUAACGCGGCAAUGGCUUUCAUGGAUCGGUCUACCUCAGUGCCAGAAAUCCAACCGAAAAAUGGUGUUUUUACAUUUGAUGUGACGUGGACUGAGAUCAAAUCUGUUAAGCCAUUAAUUCAGAACCCGUUUCAGUCUGGCGGAUUGUUACGAAAUCCUAAAUCAAAGAACGCCGGAACAUUUUUAAAAGUCCCCGAGUUUUUGGAGCUUGCCAAGAAGAAUGCAUCGACCGGUAUUCUGAUCGGAAUCCAAAAUGCUGCUUACCUAGCAUCCAAGAAGGGUCUUGACAUCCUCCAAUCAGUCAAUGAAGCCCUGAAGAACGCGAAAUUGAACCCGAAACAACAAAUUUUAAUCCAAUCAGAUGACACCUCUAUCCUGGAAAAGUUCAAGAACUCAAACCCGACUUACCAACGAAUUCUAUUGUUCAGCAAGCCGAUCAGCGAUGCACCAAAGCCAGUUACCGAUAACAUCAAGAAAUAUGCCGAUGCAGUCAAUGUAGUGAAGAAGUCAAUAAUGCCAGAGAGCAAGAUUUACAUUACAAACGGAGCCACAAAAAUUGUAGAACAAAUGCAUGCUGCAAACAUCUCGGUGUACGUCUCGGGAUUCUCAACGGAAACUUUAAGUAUGCAGCUCGAUUUCUAUAGUGAUCCGUACAUUGAGCUUGUUUCAUUCAUUGCAGAGAGUAUUGAUGGUGUGAUCACCGAUAACCCGAAAACCGCAAGUGCAUUCUUGAGGAGUCCAUGUGUUGACCCAAACAGCAAGGCUGCAUUUGUUUUCCAACCGAUUAAACCCGGUGAUUAUCUCGCUCAAGUUGAACCCACGGUUUUGCCACCGGCUUCAACACCAAUUCCUCCUCUGCGGGUGACGGAUGUUGUCGACCCGCCAUUGCCUCCCGUGAAUGCUGCUGCACGCAAAGAAGCUGACUCUGACAAGAGUGGUGGUGAUGGUGGUGGUGGAUCGGAAUCUGGCCAACGGAGAAUGGCCGUGGAUGUGGUGGCAACAAUGUUAUUGUUGAUUGUGGUGUUCUUUCUAAUGGGGUGUUGA
This is a messenger RNA of Lactuca sativa (garden lettuce), 2509 nucleotides long. Its product is annotated as glycerophosphodiester phosphodiesterase GDPDL7. Gene Ontology annotation, molecular function: glycerophosphodiester phosphodiesterase activity. The record is from RefSeq and is a predicted model, not a curated record. NCBI's taxonomy places the organism in Eukaryota, Viridiplantae, Streptophyta, Magnoliopsida, Asterales, Asteraceae. Gene Ontology annotation, biological process: lipid metabolic process.